Messenger RNA from Dendrobium catenatum, 1998 nucleotides. RefSeq names its product probable polygalacturonase. The transcript has 5 exons. NCBI's taxonomy places the organism in Eukaryota, Viridiplantae, Streptophyta, Magnoliopsida, Asparagales, Orchidaceae. Gene Ontology annotation, molecular function: polygalacturonase activity. The record is from RefSeq and is a predicted model, not a curated record. Gene Ontology annotation, biological process: carbohydrate metabolic process. The coding region runs from base 326 to 1816 and encodes 496 amino acids.
AAACCAAGCAACCAACAACUCUACAGCGCCCUAAUCCAUUCGUCUUCUCUCACUCUACUACGUCUUCUCCUCCGACUUCCUGCUCUUCUUAAAGCAACAACUCCCAUGGGCAAAGCCCUAGAUCCAGAAUCAGCAUUCGAUCGCCUGAUUCUGCCAUCCUUCUUCUCUAAUCCCGAUCCCUUUCAGUUUCCGUGCUCUAGGCGCGAUUUUCAUCGCUGCGAUCUUUCCAUUUGUUGAAGUUUUUGAAACACGUUUGCGCAUCGCAGGCUAAUUGGUGGAGAUAAAUCACAUUUGUCUGCGCUUUUUGAAUCCGAAUUUUCUUUGGAUGAUGAUGAUGGAAAUACUGUCAUGUAACGGGCGAUUUCAGUUCCAGAACCCAAGGCGGAGUGUGUUGGCGGUGGUCUCCGCUCAUAAGGCCCUCUUUACUGUGCUCUGGAUUAUAGGGUUCUCUUCUUUGUUCUUAUGGCAGAGGAGCUCCGUCGAGGGGAUCCGGAUCUUCCUAUGGGUGGCUUGGCGUCCGCCGGGCACGGCUUUGCCGAGGCUUCGACCGGUGGCGUUCAACCUCACGGACUUCGGUGGGGUCGGUGACGGAGUCACGUUGAACACUGAGGCGUUCAAGCGAGCGGUGGCUGCGAUCUCCAAGUUUGAGAAGAGGGGUGGGGCGCAGCUGAACGUGCAGCCUGGGCGCUGGCUUACCGCUCCCUUUAAUCUCACCAGUCAUAUGACUCUGUUCCUUGCGGAAGGUGCUGUUAUUCUCGGGGUUGAGGAUGAGAAUCUAUGGCCAUUGAUGCCUCCACUACCAUCAUAUGGAUAUGGGAGGGAGCAUAAAGGACCUCGAUAUGGAAGCUUAAUCCAUGGUCAAAAAAUUGUGGAUGUAGUUAUAACAGGUCACAAUGGCACUAUAGACGGGCAGGGCAAAUCAUGGUGGACAAAAUUUCGCAGGAGAAGUCUUAAUUACACUAGAGGUCCUCUUGUACAAUUUAUGUGGUCAGAUCACAUAAAUAUUUCUAACAUAACACUCAUGAAUUCACCAUUCUGGACUCUUCAUCCUUAUGACUGUAAGAAUAUUACUAUUUCAAAGGUUACAAUUUUGGCUCCUAUUUCCGAAGCUCCAAACACCGAUGGCAUAGAUCCAGAUUCUUGUGAGAAUGUGGUAAUAGAGAAUUGCUACAUAAGCGUUGGUGAUGAUGGAAUAGCAAUUAAGAGCGGUUGGGAUCAGUAUGGAAUCAAAUAUGGGCGACCUUCCACCAAUAUUGUUGUUCGGAAUCUCCUUAUUCGCUCUUUGGUUAGCGCUGGAAUCUCAAUUGGAAGUGAGAUGUCCGGCGGAGUCUCCAACGUUGCCGUUGAAAAUAUACACAUAUGGGGUUCAAGACGGGGAGUCCGCAUAAAGACCGCCCCUGGGAGGGGCGCUUAUGUAAAGAACAUCUCUUACCAUAACAUAACCCUGGACAACGUUCGCGUGGGGAUUGUAAUCAAGACAGACUACAACGAACACCCAGACGACGACUUUGAUCCCCACGCUCUCCCCAUCAUUUCCAAUAUCACCUAUGAUGGUAUCCAUGGUCAGGGCGUUCGAGUCCCUGUGCGAAUCCAGGGCAGUGAGGAGAUCCCCGUUCAGAAUGUUACUUUCCAUGACAUAUCAAUUGGUAUUACUUACAAAAAGAAACAUUUGUUCCAGUGUUCAUUUGUUGACGGCCGUGUGAUAGGAUCCAUUUUCCCUGUUCCCUGUGAGAAUCUUGAUCGUUAUGAUGAACAUGGACGGUUGGUGAUGCGCUCAUCGUCCCAGAAUGUUAGUGAUGUUGACUAUGAUAUCUGAGAAAUGAUGUCGCCACCCUUUCUUCCAUUGAAGGAGUGGAAAUUGUUGUAUUGAGCUUUCUCUUAAGGGGUUUGGUUAUGUGCCAACCAAUUCCCAUUAUGUUCUUUUAUUUCCUUUUUCUUAUGGUAUGUUUGGGCUUUGUAAAUACGUCUGUUAAAUAUAUUUCAGGAAGUUUACACAGA